Hemisphaericaspora subhashii is the source of this 2685-nucleotide messenger RNA. It is a transcript of the gene CTA7, whose product is annotated as Cta7p. Gene Ontology annotation, cellular component: nucleus. The transcript has a single exon. Gene Ontology annotation, biological process: DNA-templated transcription; positive regulation of transcription by RNA polymerase II. Bases 1 to 2685 code for a protein of 894 amino acids. The record is from RefSeq and is a predicted model, not a curated record. Gene Ontology annotation, molecular function: DNA-binding transcription factor activity, RNA polymerase II-specific; sequence-specific DNA binding; zinc ion binding. NCBI's taxonomy places the organism in Eukaryota, Fungi, Ascomycota, Pichiomycetes, Serinales, Debaryomycetaceae.
AUGCCUAAGAAGAGAAAUGCCAUGGAGAGUAAGUUAGACUUCAAUAUUGGUGGUAUGUCUCCCAAUGAAUCUAAUGUUAGAAAUAGUCAAAUGGGUGGAGGUGUUAAUGACCCCCCAAGGCCAAGACCUAAUUUACCAAAAGCUACUCCAGGAUAUUCACCUAUUGUAGCUGGUGGGACUCCUGUUGUUGGUCAAUACGCGCUUAGUCCAUUACGAUUCCCACCUCAGUCAACAUACUUGCAGCUGGAACCUUUGGUUGUUCAACCACCACAACAACAUCAGUCACCACCACAACAACAACAACCACCACUGCCUCAACAACAACAACAACAACUCCCACAACAACAACACACACAACAAGUUUAUCAAUACCAUAGAGAAUAUCUGCCACCUAAAGCCAGAAUGAGAGUUAGUAAAGCUUGUGAUAGAUGUCGUACUCAAAAAAUAAAGUGUUCUGGUACCCAUCCAUGUACAACCUGUUUAAAACAUAAGAAAGAAUGUACAUUUUCAACCAACUACAAUUCAACUAGUAAUUCCCAUAGUACCGUUGUCCCUGCUGAGUCUGGUGGUAGUGGCAGUCAUGUCCAAGGAUUUGUUAUGGAGACUGGUAAUGGUCCAGUAAAGCGUCUUAAGAAAGUAUCUACAGUUGAACCAUUUGGAUUGCCGCAAAUGAAUAAAUCUAAUGAAGCUGAAUAUAUCACUCAUUUAGAAAAUCGAGUUCAAUAUCUUGAGAAUAUAUUAUCUAAUAAUAGUCAUCAAACUUUUCAAGAACCAAAAUCAGAAGAACCUGAAAAUCCCGAAGUCGAUGAAACUUUAUUCAGUACUAGUUCUAAAUGGAGAUUCUCCCGUCGUCAUCAAAACUUAUUGAUUGUUGAAUUGUGUAAAUCAAUGUAUUCGAACCUAAGUCCAGAACUGCAAAAGUUAGUUACACUCCCCCGUACUCAAUAUUUCGGUUGGAAUAUGAGUGGAGUUAAAUAUCUAAGUGCCGAAGAAUUACCACCCGUACCUGAAAUCACCAUCGAUUCAAAAUUCUAUAUCGACUACUACUUAACCGAAAUAAACCCCUUAUUUGCCAUCAUCCAUGAAACCGUAUUUCGAGAACAAUACGAAGCAUACAACAAACUAGUCAAGGAACAACUCGAUGAAGACGAUCAACAGACCAAAACCAACCAAACCCGACUCUUCAGCGCCAUCUUAUGUCUAAUCUAUGCCCUUUCCAUCCGAUUCAGUGAAGUCUCCAAACCCAAGGGACCCAAAAUGGAACUCCUCGAACUCGAAGAGAAAUUCUUCAAAUAUGGAUAUAAAGUAAUUUCAAUCCUUAGUUUUGAAUGGGAAUCAUUUGAAUUAAUCCAAAGUUGGCUCUUGAUCGGGUUAUACCUCCGUAUAACCCAUCGUCAAACCUCCUGUUCCCAUGCCCUUAGUCAAGCUAUUGCCAUGGUAAAAUCAAUGGGGUUGGGGUUUGAAGAUGAAAACCCCAAAUUCCUCGUUUCGACAGCAUAUGAGAGAUUGAAAGCCAAACGGAUUUUUUGGUGUGUGUUUACGUUUGAUCGAGUAUUGGGACUUCAAACUGGUCGAUAUUGUGGGAUUAGGGAGGAGGAUUUCACGAGAAGAUAUCCCACGUAUGAUUUUAAGAAGGAAUCGGAUAAAGAUGAUUGGUUGACUUUACCGGCUUUGGGGAUGAUUCAUGUGGCUAGGGUGUCGAAUUUUGUACAUACUUCGCCGAAUGAUAAUCCGCAUUUAAUCAAAUAUCAACAAAUAAAUGCAGAAUUGGUUACGUUGCAUGAAUGGUUUAAUAAUAAUGGAUUCAGAAAUGAUUUAUUUUUUAAUAGAUUGGAUGAAGGGGUUAAGUCGUUGGUUAAGGCUCAGGUUAAAUUACAUUAUUAUGAUUUGGUGUUGUGUAUUCAUGGAAAAGUGUUAUUUAAUUAUAUUGGAAGAAGAAUCGCUAGUCAUGGAUUAAAAGUUGAAAUGGUUCUUGAUUCAUGUCAUGGGGUUUUGGAUGUUCUUGAUAAGAUCAAUAAAGCGGGGUUGCUUUAUACUCCAUGGUAUUCCGUGUUAUUGCUUUUGUUUAACAUCGGAGUCAGUUCAAUUACAUUGAUAAAUGGUGGUGUAUUUGUAUCUCAAGCUAGAGAUAUCUUAAAAUCCACAAUUCGAUUCUUUACCGCAUUGCGUAAAUCACCAAUUCGUAACGAGCAAGGGAAAUUGAUCUUUAGGGAAAGAUUCAAAAUGGUAAGAGAAUGUAUGUGGGCAUUAAAAAUGGCCAAUAGAAUGCUUACACUUCGAUUACAAGAAGAUAUCAAAGCAUUGAAUAAUAUUGGGGUUGAUCAUGGAUCUUCCGAUGUCAACAAACAAACAUUUACUCAAUUGGGCCUCAGUUCCGAAGCUGCAGAAACGUCGACACCAGCAGUUAAAGAUGAAUUUAACAAAGUGUUUGAAAAGCAAUUAUAUAGAAAUGAAGAAGCCAUUACCCCAGAUCAAAGAGAAGAAGAACCACGGGCUACACCUCAAGAAGAUGGGGAUACUCCAUUAAGUACAACCACAUCUGAUAAUAUCAGUAAUAGUACUCACGCAGGAGGACUUGCAAGUAUUCAAUCUGCCGACCCAGCUGAUUUUUAUGCCACUACUGAUGUUGAUAAUUUGUUGGGUAAUUUACAAUGGUUUGAUCAAUGGUUAGGUUAUGAUUUUUGA